GUCAGCUUGACAUUUUGCUCUCCAAACGUCAGUCAUCUAAAAGAAGAAACGGUCGAAUUCAAAAUUUAUAAAUACUUAACAUUCUUGAUAACGAAUACGCUGGUGGCAAUAAUUACAGAUGGAACCGAUGACUUUAGGUAGUGCCCCGUCGAGCCCGGCAUCCCCUGGAAUAAAUCCGAACUUUUUGCCCAAUUUUCUGAUGGGUGGAGACAGCCAACCAUCUACCCCCCAACCCAGUACCUCACCAGGUCGAAACCGUACCUCGGGCAACUUCAACAGAACGGGAAUGAACUCUGAACCUAGAAGUCUACGACAGAAACUCUUCAACCAAACUGUCAGUGAGAGUCCUGGACCUUCAUUGUCACCUUUUAGCAGCGUUCCAGAGAAAGUGGGACCUCCUAAGGUUGGCCUAUUUGACACGCUUGAACACAGAAAGAAGACUAGUUCAAUGCCAGGCACAGGUGUAACUAGCCCUAUACCUAGUAGUACAGUUGCUCAUUUUAGUGAUUUUACAGGCUUCAAUGAUAGUGUAUCUAGAGUUGAUGAUAAUGUUACAUUUAGUAGAAAUGGAAAUUUAAUGGAUUCAUUUAACAAGUCAAAUGUAGUUACAGUUAGGGAUAAGAUUGAUACAAAUUGGGUGACUGUCUUUGGAUUUCCUCCAAGUACGCUACCAUUAGUUCUGGCACAACUAGCUAAUUGUGGACCUGUAGUUGAUAAAAAAAUUCCACCUGCAGGUAAUUGGAUACAUGUUAAAUUCAAUAACACAAGCGAAGUAGCUAGAGCAUUAUCACUUAAUGGUAAAAUGCUAAAUGAGCAUACUAUGAUAGGUGUCAAGCUGCAUUAUGUUAAUAAACAGUGUAAUAAAGAGAAUGAUCAGACAGUUUUUACAUCACCAAUCAGAGCUCGCUCAUUAAGACAUUCUUUUGUUUCACCUCAAUCUACAAAUAGUGUUGUACCUCCACAAACUGUACCUCAAAAAUCAACUGGACUUGUGACAAAGGCUAUGGAAUAUGUUUUUGGUUGGUAGGAUUAUUAUAUAUUUUUUAAGUCUUUGUAUGGUUAUAAUUUUUGUAUUUACUUGUGCUUAAGUAUAUUUUAUUAUGAA
Messenger RNA from Acanthoscelides obtectus, 1105 nucleotides. NCBI's taxonomy places the organism in Eukaryota, Metazoa, Arthropoda, Insecta, Coleoptera, Chrysomelidae. The record is from the annotation of a GenBank genome assembly.